Messenger RNA from Varroa destructor (honeybee mite), 2514 nucleotides. RefSeq lists its product as uncharacterized. Lineage: Eukaryota; Metazoa; Arthropoda; Arachnida; Mesostigmata; Varroidae. The record is from RefSeq and is a predicted model, not a curated record.
UCAACGAAGGCGAGUGCCGACGACAGAUUCGGACCCGAUCAACGAGGUAGACCAACGGCUUUUGUGCUAAUCUUACAAACUGUGCUUUCAAUUGUUGUUAAUUCGUGGGCGUAAAUUAAGCUCUUAUGAGGAACGUGUGCAUAUGAGGCAAUGCUUUUGAUCCUUUGAAACUUCACUAGAUUCUGAUAAUCACCACGAAACGAACGCUAUGAAAUAUACAUGCGCGUCGUUUCUGAGAGCCUCAUUUUAAAAGUCUUCAUUCAGCCACAAUGCUUCAGUGAAUCGACGGCCAGAUCAUUAGACACGUAUAAUAAUAUUAAAGCAAUAUGCGCCUAAUUGUUAUCUGCGAUAGGCUGACUUUGGGCCUAGAUGUGUUCUACUGCGAUGUGACUCAGGACUGAAUUUGCACCUUGACCGGUUCAACUCAUAAUACUCAAGAGGAUUUCAUAUGGCGCGGCAAGCAUAUGCCUCAUAAUGAGUCGGGUUUUCGCGGUAGUAUCUCUUGUUAUAUAUGUCGCUAGCAGCGUCUCUGCGCUAGUACGACCUGCAAAGGAUAGCAAACAUCAAACAGAAUAUCUCCGCGACGGUUAUAUAUUUAAGAUCGUAGUGGACGUCCCGGUGGACAAAAACGGGAUCCCGAAGGUCCUUAUGGAAAAACAUCCGUUUGUGACAAGCAUUCAGAUUGAAUCGGACAAACUUAUAAUCAAAGGCCUUCCGUUACAUAAUGGGAAAACUACAUUACAGCUAAAAACUUAUUUCUCUAACCAUUUGAAGAGCAAUCGUCGAAUUGAUUUAAUUCCUGAAGAUCUGGAUGAAACGGAUAGUUAUUGUCGCCUGAUACCCAGCGUCGGUAUCGAUUUCGCCGAUAGGGAGGUGCUUGACAGGGCCGAAAUCAUUCAGUUCAUUGAAAAACUGUCUGAACAGCUGAAAUAUCCUAGUAACUGGAUAAAGGCGACCACUAAAACUUUUAACGGCAAAAAUCAACACCUUAUAUCGGGUCUUCGAAUUUCUCUGAUGCAUCCUGGACCCUGCGAUGGCAACGCAGUGAAAUCCGACGAAAAAGUCAGAGAGGUGUUAGAACUUUACAGAUCUGGAAAGCUGCAGUCGCUGGCUCCAGCCGGGCACAGGAUUGGUGCAGUCAAUCGGCUUGACGAAGUGUCCCGGUCAGGCCAGCAGAGAGCUGGCAUUUUGUCGUCGAGCGCCAUGCACAAGCCAAAAAAUAAAAGUAUACCCGUUUCGAUUAAUAUCGGUUUAAUAAAUGGGACCUCCACCGAAUCUUCAUCAAACUGGUGGGAGUCCGCGUCCACAGCGCUACAUUUCAUUUCAACUGCUAGGACCGCUACACCGGCGUCCUUUACAACCACGAAGCUGCCAGCUGCGAGCACAAUGACCGAGACGUCCAGCGUAACAACGAAAAACGAAUCCUCGUCUGAUACCAUAACUUUUACGACAACACUGGCGGCCAUGACGCCGAACAUUGGUACCACCAUAAUAGCACAGUCUGAGAUGAUGGCCACAGCAGCAACUACGCCAUUAGCGAUAGACUCGUGGCAAGUUUCGACAACGGCUAAACUUACACAGAACGAGGAUAUGCGCAUAGAAAGUUAUACCCGAAAUCCUAAUUUGAGAUUAAUUACGUCGACGACAGAAAGCAACGAGGAGAACGACGUCGACGGUCGAGUCGACGCAAUCGCUUCCACGGCUGGCGACAGUGUGCCCGAUGAACAAGAACAGAUCGCGCCGCUCAAGGCUUACGCGCUACCGAUAGCGGCCACCUUUACGGUAUUGAUCUUUGGCGUCGUUCUGGGGCUGGUCUGUAUGGUCAAACGUAAAAUAUUGUCGAACGACUACGAUUUGCAUGGAGGUGAAGAAGGCCGUCUGGGCGGUAUCGUGGCAUAAAUGGGGGGCCACUACGCAGGCUUUGCACAGGAACACAAUUCGGAAAUUUAAUUACCUAAACAUUGUGCAUCAAUGCGGCACACAUUGCUUUAUUAUUUAGCUAAAUUCAUUCAACAACUGUGACUGAUGCCCUAUAAGUGAAAAAUGUUUUACCCAAUAAUUUUACAUUAUGUGACAUGACAGUUAAUGAAUAUGGACUUUUAAAAGCGCAGCUUUUAUAUAUAUAUAUAUAUAUAUAUAUAUAUAUAUACAGUUUAGCUAUACGUACACUUUCUAAUACGGUUUUUUUUUCAAUAUGUGUAGGAGAAGAUGUAGUAUAAUGGCUACAUUAUGAAACCUUUCUGUAAAUACAAUAGAAAUGAUUAGAUACUUAUAUAUAUGGAAGAACACUUCUUUACUAUUAUAGGUUAACAGCAGACACGCACCUAUCGAAGACGAAUAGAUUAGGCAUAUUGUUUAUUUGAUAUACGUUCAAAUUUCCGUAGACACGACAUGCCUCGUCUGCCUCGUGGAGCCAGUAGGUAAAGACAGGGUGGUCACAGCUGCCUAAUAAACACUUGCUAAAUGCUAAGAUCAUACUUAUCCCUGGGUGAUUAUUAAGUCGAAUAUAAUAAA